Didymodactylos carnosus is the source of this 2778-nucleotide messenger RNA. The record is from the annotation of a GenBank genome assembly. NCBI's taxonomy places the organism in Eukaryota, Metazoa, Rotifera, Eurotatoria, Philodinida, Philodinidae.
AUGAUGGAAAAUCAAUUAUCAGGACUUUUUGCUGAUCAACAAGCUGUUCGAGGACAUUUUAUUGAUGAAAUAUGGAAAGAUAAUCCAAAAAUUGGUAAUUAUUUAAAAAGAAUAUUUAUUGUUAGUGCUGAUUCGAAUCGUGAAAAUCGAAUUUGUGUUUAUGAUAAAAUUUUAAAUGAAUUACCAUUUGGUAGUAUAGAACGAGAAAAAUUAUUAGAAUAUUAUGCAAAAAUAAUGGAUUUAGAACGUCGUGUAAGAAAAUUUGAUAAUGCUAAAAUGUAUAAUGAACGACUUGAUAAUCCAGCUAGUACAGCAACAGCCGAUCAUUUUUCCUAUGUAUUUACUCGAAUGGAACAAGAAGGUGUUGAAUGUGAAAAAGUAAAAGAAUUUUUUAUUCAAAAUGCUUAUGCCCUAUUUAGUUUAACAAUGCAUCCAACAAAUCCAACAUCAAUUGAUUAUACAAUUAAAGGUGGAAUUGAAUUUGAUAAAUGUUUAGAAAAUAAAAUUGAUUAUAAAGAUCAAUUAGCAAUAAUUAAAGAUUUAUCAUUAGCUGGUAGAAAAAAAACAGUUAGUGAAGAAAUAGAUGAAACAAUAGCCAUUCUUGAUAUGAUUUAUGAUACAACACCUAAAGUAAGACAAAAAUUAAUUCAAACAUUAGAAAAUUUUCCAUUAUAUCGUAAUGUUAUUGAUGUUGAUUUACCAUUAAUACAAGCCGCUAUAUGGGCAGCUGGUGAUGGUGAUGGAAAUGAAAAUGCAAAUAUUGAAGCAUUAGAACAAGCAAUUAAAAAAUUAAAACAUCAUAUUAAAUGUUUAUAUCUAAUGGAUGUUGAAAAAUUAUUAUUAUCAAAUGAAAAUAAAUUUAUUGAAGAAAAAUUAUUAAAUGAUAAAUAUCAAACAGUAAAUGAAUUAAUUAAUGAUUUAAAAUCUCUAUCUAAUAGUAAUGAUUUAAUAUAUAAAAUAAAAACAUUUGGUUUUUAUUAUGCUCAAAUUGAUAUACGUCAUAAUGCUGUUGAUAUUAUGGAAACAAUAACACAUUUAACUCAAAUAAAUGGAUUAAUUGAAAAUUUUUCAUCAUUAUCAAUAGCUGAACAAAAAAAAAAUAUUAUUAAUUGGUUUACAAAUGAUAAAAUUAUUAAUAAAUUAUCAUUAACAGAUCAUGAUCAAUUAAAUACUGUAAGUAAAACAGCUGCACGUAUAUUUGGUCGAUUAAAAUUAAUUAAAAAUAAUCAAGAUAUGUUUAAUAAACUUAUUAUUGCUGAAACAAAUUCUGUAGUUAAUGUUUUAGCUUGUUUAUUAUUAUUAAAAGCGGCUGGUAGUUGUGUUGCUGAAGAACAUACAAUUAUUGAUAUUGUUACAUUAAGUGAAUCGGUUAAAGAUUUAGAAGAAUUACCAAAUUUAAUUCGAGAAUUAAUUGAUGAUAAAAUUUAUCGAAAACAUUUAUUUUAUCGUCAAAAAUUAAUACCUAUGAUUGCUAAAAGUGAUACGGUAAGACGUAAUGGUCGUGGUGCUGAAGCAUCACAAGAAAAAGCAUUAGGUACAUUAUAUGCCAUGUUAGAUGAAAUAAAAAUAAAAUAUCCAGAAUUAAAAAAUUUAACAAUUAAUGGAUUUAGUGGUGGUGGUGCAGCAUUACAACGUGGUGGUGGACGUGUAACAGAAGUUGCACAUAAUAAUGGUCGUUCAGCACGUUUUUUUGGUGCCAAAACAAUUGGUCCAUCAUUAUUAACAAUACAAGGUCAUCAAAUGCAAAUAUUAUUUUCACCAUCAUCAAUUGCUUUACAAACAUUAGAAUCAUUAGUUGCACAAAAUAUUCAUGCACGUGCACAAACAGAAUUAAAAAUAAAUGGUGAACAUUAUGUUCCACCACGUAAAGCACCAGAAGGUUAUAAUGAACGUGAAUAUAUUCAAAAAUUUCAUGAUAUUUGUGGUGUUAUGCGUAAAACAUAUUUUGAAUAUAUGGGUGAUUUAGAUGAUGAGUCAAAAAAUACUUCUGGUAAUUAUAAUUUUAAUCAAUUAUUUGCAAAUGGACCAUGGAUAUCUGUUCUUUUGGGAAAUUUAAGUUCACGUCCAUCAAAACGUGGUGGAAAUACAAAAACGGAAGAUAUAACAGUUAAAGAAUUAAAAGGUGAAAAUCCAAAAUUACUUAAUAAUCGUGCAAUUACAGUUGAACGUCUUACCGCUCAUAGUGGUACACAUUUUCUUAAUUAUUUUGGUGUACGUGAAGGUUUAAAAAGUCUUAAACAAAAUGAACUUCAUUCAAUGUAUAUUUGUAGUAAAUCAUGUCGUGAUUUUAUGCGUAAUACAGCAUUAUCAUUACAUAUGACUGAUUUUGAUCUUGCAUGGCAUAUGAUGAUUGGUGAUCCACGUCCAAAUCAAAAUGAAUUAAUUUUAUUAGCUAAUAAAUUUGAUCCACAUACAACUGACAAAAAUUUAAAUAGAGAAACAUUGGCAUGGCUUGAAUUAUACGCAUUAGAUGUAGCAAAAUUAGUCUAUAUUUGUCUUUUAGAUAAACAACCACCAGAAGAUUUUAAUUUAAGAACACCAUUAAAACAUGGUUUCACAAAUUUAGCUCAACAAUUAACGGUUAGAGAAGAAGGAGAUGAAUUUGGACGAUAUGCUGAAUCAAGUAUGACGAAUUUAAUAAAUAAUAAUUUAAAUCUUAUAUUAGGUGAACAUGAACGUUUAACAUUACAAGCUUGUUAUGCAGCAGCUGAUGUUGUUAAUGCACCAGAAGGUGGAUUAAAUAUUGAAUUAACAAGAAAAAAACCUGGUGUCAUAUAG